This is a messenger RNA of Cladocopium goreaui, 1866 nucleotides long. The record is from the annotation of a GenBank genome assembly. NCBI's taxonomy places the organism in Eukaryota, Dinophyceae, Suessiales, Symbiodiniaceae.
GACCUUGGGGCGGAGGCGGAACGCAAGGAGGCCUUCCAGGAGCUCUUCAGGCGCUACUUUGCCCACUAUCAGAAGGGACAGGUGCGGUCCAUGCCUGGGCUUCUACCUCACGAGAUACCAAUUCAGUACGAGUUUGAGGUGCCCAAGAACAUGUACGAUAUGAAGAUGACGCCCGAGCUGCUCUUGAUGCGGGGUGGAAUCAGCAGCACUGACUUCGCGAAGGCUCUGGGUCCAGCCUUUGACAGUGGAUCACCCUGGUGGCGUGUAGAAGUGGAUGGCAUUGGUGGAAAACAUCACCAGGUCCUUCAAGGUUUGCCAGAAGCCAACAGUGUGGUGGUGCGUCCACGCACCGUGCUCAACAGCUCCCUCCCGACCGAUUUGGCGAAAUAUCUGGAGAAAUUGAAGGUGCCUGCUUCAGUACACAAGCAGUCCUUCCAGUUCACCUUGGGCGUUCCCUUGGAACGCAUUGGUGCGCUGCUGAAGCGCAUGCCUCACAUGCACAAGCGACACGCUGAGACCUCGAGCUUCUGCAGGCAACGUGAGCCAAGUCCUUGCAGUCGGCAAUACGAAGGUCUGCUGCUGCUUUGCCAGAUGGUCCUGGAGCAAGCGGCCAAGUGUUCGGCCUGCGGCUUUCCCAAACGCUGUCAAACACCCUGGUUGCUGCGCACCCACAUAGGAGACCUGACGCAGACUCUUCAAAGAGAAGAACGGGAGCGUCUCGUCGAGGAGGUCCUGCAGCUUUGGGGUGGCGAUGAGCAGCUGUAUCCCAAGGGAAUCAUGGACUACCUGCACUUUCCCGAGAUGGCAGAGAUGGGUGGAAUGGUGACGUGGAGUCACAAAAAGGAAUUGAUGGAAGAAAAGAAAACUUCAUUGUCAGGAAUUCACAGAGCUUCCCUUGUCCCACCAUUUGUGGUGGAAGACGUGCCACAUUUGGCCGUUCCCAGCACCCCAGUGGCCACACUGCCAGGAAAGCUCACCGAAACGCCAGAUUUCGAGGAGCUGCUGAAGCAAGAUCCUGAGUUUGCGACGGCACUUCAAGGUGCUGUGGCGAAUAUGAUCCAGAAGUUGGGUCUCCGCGAGGCGGCAGGGCCCUUCGAUUGGAUCCGCUUCAAUGGGCAGGGUGUGACGCAUUUGCUGCGGAACGGCUUCCAGGACUUCCUGGAUUGGGAAGAACGAGUUCAUGAUGUGGCCGGUCUGCAGGUCUUUCCAACCACCUGGGGUGGCUCUUUUUGGCACCAUGACAUUAGCGACCCUCAGGUGCGACAGACCUUCGACCGGCGGAAGCAGCGAUUUCUGCAGAUGCGGAAUGAAAACCUUCUCUUUAUCCGAGUGGUCAAUGGCACACAAGAAGUGGCACAGAUUCCAGAUUUGUAUUCAGCACUUCACGCGCGUUUUGCAGCAGUUGGCCGUGUUCUCCUGUUGGUUUUGAUUGACAUGCAGGACAGCGAACGUGAAGUUCGGACACAGGACCUUGGAAGCAACGUCAUUUUCGCCUGCGUCCACCAUGGUGCCUGGGAAGCGCCCGUCGGGGGCUGUCUGCCGGAGGAACAGGCCCGUGAGCGCUUACACCUGGCCAGCGACGCCUAUGCAACCGCGCUCAGUCGGGCGCUUUACCUCUGGUGCGGCUACGUCUCAGUGAGCCCGAUGGCCUACCCAACAGUUGCGUCCUUGUCUCAGCAGCUGGUGCCGUGGAGCUGCCCAGAUGCCAAGUACGACUCCUAUCAGCCGUACCGAAGUAUGCCGACAACGGCCGUGGCGGCUACGUUGCAGGCAACACUGCCAAGCAUUGCUCCUACGAUUCCAGCCCUCCAAGCAGUGAAUUUGCGACCAUUGCAUCCCUCGCGAAUUACUCAAGUCGUUCGAUAA